Harpegnathos saltator (Jerdon's jumping ant) is the source of this 12193-nucleotide messenger RNA. RefSeq lists its product as uncharacterized. The transcript has 7 exons. NCBI's taxonomy places the organism in Eukaryota, Metazoa, Arthropoda, Insecta, Hymenoptera, Formicidae. The record is from RefSeq and is a predicted model, not a curated record. The coding region runs from base 343 to 1077 and encodes 244 amino acids.
GAGAGAGAGAGAGAGAGAGAGAGAGAGAGAGAGAGAAAGAACGCGUGAAAGAGUGUGUGAAAGAGAGCGAAGGUCGCGAUGAACGGAUAGGUGCAACAUCAUCAAUCGCGCAUCAUUCGAGCGGGAGGGAAGGGUGCGUGUGCGAUACUACUCUUUUUCCGGCACGCGUAAUCGUCGAGAGACAGCACGGAUCGAGAGUGGCGGACUACUAGUCGUGCUGUGACGGAAGUUGGGCACUCUCUCGACGGCAUGUCGCCGUGACGAAUCGCAACGGCAGAUAAAGGUGGGAGCGACAGAAGCAGCAUCUUAUUCUAAAGGACAGAAGGAGAAGGAGAAGGAAAUAUGGGAAAAGGGGACAAGAAAGGCAUCGCGCAGCGCAGUGAUGCUAGCACCAACCUCGUGGGCAAAUUCACGCAGAGCGUCCGAAGGAUCGUCCAGGACGUGAAGGACGAAGGAACUUCAAGUGGACAGACGAAGGAGGAGGUGAUCGAGACGAACGAGAGGCUGAGAGUCGUAAGGAUACGCCUGGACGGGAGCUACGAGACCGCCAAAAGGGCCCUCGUCGAGCUGAUGUGCAAGUACACCGACAGCAAACAAGUGCGCAAUGUGUUCCAGCGUUACAACAUUCUCAAAGUUAUGAUCAAGGACGUAAUUAAGCUGGAGACGCAAUACUGGACUCUGGUGGAUAUACCGCGGCAAGAGAAACAGGAGACCGUGCCGGCUUUCGUGCUGCGUGCCUGCUCCAUCAUGGAGAAGACCCACAAGAGCGGCGAAGGCGUCAAGACCUCGGCGCGCCUGGCCGAGGAAGCCGAGACCAAGCGGGAGCGCAUCGAAAGACUUGAGAAUAUGACCACGGCGCAGAUCGAAGCGGAGAACACCCAGAUGACCAACGAUCUGUACAGGUUGUUGAAGAAGUACACGGGUCUCAGGAACCUCAUCAGGGACUUGAAGGAGGAGUACAACAGCUCGAAGGUGUAUCCGAUGUUUCCACGUUACACGAUACUGAAGGACAUGAUAAAGGACAUAAUGCACAACCCGGACUACAUGGAGGUCUGUCACGAGGUGGACCAAGCAUAGCGGCCCGACCCCCUCCACCGUUCGCCACGUAUGACCUUGUAAAUUCUUCAAGGUCUCCGCGUGGUCGUCGGUGAAGGGGGUGAUCCAGAGAAAAUCAUGCAGCUUCGACUCAUUUCACGCUGGACAGCGACCGGCUGUCCCGUUACGCCUUCCUUUGCGCCUUCGUUCUCACCCUGAGUCUCCGUUUUUCCGAUUAGCGACAGCGCCGUUUAGCCGCCGCCGUCUUUUAGUUGGCGUUUUACAGCGAUCGUGGGACGACGAGUCGCGCGUUAACGCGACGAGUCACGGAUUCCUCCCCGCGAAAUGGUACAUAUAAUUUCUCGCAGGUAAGUCAAGUCCAACUCUCACGGUCCAGGUCAAGUGUUUCGCGUUUUCGCGCGAGAUCGCACGAAGCCGACGAGCAGCAGCGGCUGCCGCGCUUUCGCGCGGAAACGCCGCUGCGCCCACCGGUCGAUCGUCGCGAACGAAUCGAAUGUCGUUCUCGGACAUUCGAUCGCGUUGCUCCUUUUCGACCGUGAAAGUCUGAGAGAACGAAGAGAGACAGAAAGCCAAUUCGAAGCUGAGCCGGAGGGAAGAAGAGACUUUAUUUCGCGGCGGGGAACACCGGGUAAGUCCGACGUUGAUAACUUCGAUGUAUUUUAUAAUUGAAUCCGAGACAAUUUUGAUAUUGGAAAUUAAAACGGCGACGCGAGCCGCUGAAAUUUUCAUCAUAGAAGUUUGCGCUUUCUCGAGUCGGCCGAAGAGUGGCCGCGCAGUGGUCGGCGACAAUUCUGAGGAGCGCACUGUCCGUGUGUAUCCAGCGUACAGCAUCGGUGUUAUUAAAUCCAAUAUUUUCCGAACUUUCAUUCGUCGUUCUGCCGCGACAGUGAUUCGAGUCUUUCCGGCGCGGGAUCCGCAGGAUUCUGUUGGCAGCGGCCGCCGAGAGUUUCUGCUCCUCCGAUCUCGCGUCGGGAUCAGUCGCGCGCGUCAACACACAAGGAACGCGCGAACAGCAGCUAGCCGCGUUUAUUAUCACACAGCGAGUGUCGCGCGUAUAUAUGGUGCACCAUUAUCGAUCGCUUCGAGACAAUUCGCACACCUGACGGGUGCCGAGUGAAUAAUGCGAACUCGUUCGCAGGCGUGAGUUUGUACAUAGGUGUAACUCGUAUGCGUGCGAAAUUGGCGUGAAUGAGCGGGCGAGCGUGUGAGAGUGAGUGCGCGUGAGACACUGGCUGCUCUCGGCUUCGGAGGAAGCUGCUUCGCAACCGUCGUAAAAUUCGUGAAUCUCAUUUACACGCGUGCCCUCAGAUUCGGCCUGGGUUAAGAAUAUACGCCAAUUAGACUCGCAAAUUUUACAACAGUUGCGAGUGGGAGCUUCCUCCGCUGAAAGCGGCUGCUAUUAUCCGCUUGCCGCUGUUACGUAGCGCUUUCGUAAUGAACGUGACGUCGCCCGAGAACGCAGCCGUCGCUCUCUCGUGCGCGACAAUCACGUUCUCGCUUCACCUACGACAAAGAUUACGGCGGAUCGAGGUGUUCGUGCGACGCCGGGAGGUAUAUUUAUAAAGAGAAACGUUAAUUAACCACUUAACGCUUAAGGGAACUGAGAUCCGGAGAGUUGGCGGAGAUCUUAUCAGUACUUUAUGUAUGAAUCAUGUUCGCUAUGCAUGUGUGUGUGUGUGUGUGUAUGCGCGCGUGUAUGCGUAAAGUAUCAAAGUAUUCGAAAUUCUCGCACUACCUACAAGCAGGACAAAGAGAUUAGAAGAUAUCGAGGCGUUUGAGGAACACUGAAGCUAGACACGUUUGCGAUGGCGGAACUUUGAUCGAUCGACUCGAUCGCUCGAAGCGGUCGAGAUCGGCGAGGUUAACUUUAAAUGUCUGUGGCAGUUUUAUUCGAAAUACUUUUGGAUAUAUUAAAUGUGUAUCGUACUUGAUGUGCGUAUGUGUGUAUGUAUGCGUAAGUAUAUGAGAGAGAGAAGAAGAGAGAAUGUUGAGAUAUUUAAAACGCAAAUUCAUAUUAAAGGAAACUUUUAUGUAACGCGUGAAUUUAUAUACACGAUAUGAUAUAUAUAUAUAUAUAUAUAUAGUCUCGAUAAACUGAUAUAAAUCAAGUCUAAAACUUGCGAGUUGAAUGCAGAUUCAGAGUUCAAGAGACUCGGGACUCGCGAACUUGGCAUUGAUUUAUCUCAGCGUCGAAUUCAGGGAUGAAGCAUGAAACCGCAGCCAGAGAAAAUCUCUUCGGGCUUGACUUAAUUUUGAAUUGUCGAGACACACGAACGCUCCAAGAAACGUUCGUUUUUCCCCUUUCCUUCUCUUUAUUGCUCUCUUCGAUUUCCGCGCAAAUUUCAUUUCAAAAUUCAUCCUCCCGCGCGAUAUAAUUCCCGUUGUUGUUUCGCUUCUCUCUACGUUGCUUUUAUCUCUUUAUCAAUUACUCCCUUUACGCAGCAGUAUGCACACGCGCUGUUGAAUAUUAAUCGGCAAUUUUCCGUGUGUGUGCCAUAAAUAUUCACGGAUUUUUCCCAUUUGAGGUGGCACGCGAUGCGUUCAUUAGGAGGCACGGAGAUAAGGCAAGAUCGCGUCCGCGAGGCACGCGGGUUUUAUUUUUCAAACGCGACUCGAGAUUUCUUCCAGCGCGUCGACAUACGUUCGUGCGCAUUUAGCAGAAAACGAGAAGGAUAGAUAGGAUAUUCGCGGCGUGCGUUCGAGCCGAGCGAGAUUAGUCAAUAGCUGAGCGUCGUGCAUCGAUGCGAUCCGCGAUGACGAGACUCCAUCAUCGAGCAAGCGCGUUUAGCGUCUAACUAAAUGUACACACCACUGAAUUUGUAUGUUUAACAAUAACGGCCACGUGAGAGCGACAUUGUCCUCACGUACAUUAAACAACGGGAGAGGCUGCUUUUGGACGAUACAAUUAAUUAAGCGUUAAUUUGGAAUAAUGAACAUAUCAUGUUACCAUAUAUUGCUACAUGUACUCCGAUGAGGAUAGUCCUCGGGAAAUCGCGCGCGCACACAGAGCGCUUAUUCGCGGUGACUUUUCGCGGAGAGAAAAAGUGACAAAAGAGUCCCGGAGAUGCAGAUACAAUCGAAGCGCAAACUCUCCUCGUUUUCCCUCGCGCGUAUCCGAAACAUUCCCGAAGAGUUUCAGAAACGAGAGUUGCCGAGUUAUCGCGAGGGGGUACCUCGUUAAUCAACGAGCGCGUGAAAUUUACUGCGCACGUUACAAUUAAUUGCUCGAGAGAAAUUGCUCGUCGAGCGACGAGCCUCACGGAUAAAAGACGAAACAUCCAGAAGGGGGGAAAUGAAGGAUGAAAACCUGUCAACACGGUGUUGCUGCGGAGCAACACAAAAGAAAAAGAAAAGAGGGAGAGAGAGAAAAAGAGAGAGAGAAGAAACUGCGCCGACGAGGAGACCGACUGCGAGACUCUCGCGAAUCUUUCUCGUGGGACUUUCGAUCGGAGUAUUUGCAUAUACGCGCGCGCGCGCAUGCAUAUGCAUACCGCGCGCGCUGUUCGAUACCGAGAGAUAAACACGGGGGUUGUUAUCGGAUCGCUGGGAGAGAUGCGGUCAGCGACAGCUAUCCCCGACGUAUUAAAUGUGCCAUGUUCUCCAAGUGCUAUAUACCUCGUAACAGGUAUCUCUCUCUCUCUGCGUAAAAGUCGCAUGGACGCGAAUUGUACGUACACGCGAGUCGCACCGGCCGUGAAUCAGCGCUAACCGGAGGUCGAGGUCGUUUCCUUUCUCUGUUCGGCAAGCGGGGGGAGGGAGGGGGGAUUACCGUUUCCCCGGUCCCGGUGAAUUAAAAGUAUUCGUACGACGACCGUAAAGCGUUAAAUAAAGCGCUAACCACGCUCUCUCACGUGUGAAUAAAAUUCCUCUCGCCAAAGAAUAAAUUCGAGUAUCGAGAAGAAUUUCCGAUAGUCCGAAUGGAUAUCAAAAACAGAUACCGAAAGAGGAGAAAAUGAAACGGGAGUUACGGUAGGUCAAACCUCGGUGUGCCGUCGUAGAUUAAUUAAAUUAAAGGUCCAAUUUAUGCCAUUAAAGACAAAAUGAAGAGAAUUUCUCGUGCUUUCUGGAAGACCUCUGAGAAAUCCGACUGCUCAAGAAGGGAAUUCGUAAAUUGAAAUUGGCUCUAAUAAGCCCUGAUAAUACAUCGAGGAUUAAAUAUUGUAUUUUACAAGUAUUCGGCUACAUAGAGAGAGGAAAUUACAGAAACAUCUCAAUAUUAAUCGUCGUUACCUGAUUCGGACUUCGGUACGACUCAAUAAAAUUCAAAAAAAAUUCAAAGUGCACAAGAGUGAAGUAGAUUAACAAACACGCAAAGAACAAGAAAACUCUAACGGCUGAGAAAGAAAGAAGGAGAAAGAGAAAGAGAGAGGGAGAGACAAAGAAACCAUCGUUGUUAUAAAACUGUAAGAAUCACCUAAUAAUGCUCGUGUUAAGAUAACUAUACGAUUUUUAGUUCGUAUCGGCAACGAGUCGCUCCGAAGCUUGAGAAUCAUUUCGGGAAUGAGACGCGAUCCUGCUAUUACGUUUGUCACGGGAAGAAGUUCACAGAAAUACGCAGAGUGUCUUUUCCUGUUCCAAUACUAGUAGUUAUAAAUUCGUCGCGAUCGAGGAAUCUCGUGAUUCCCGCGAGUGAAUCUAAUCGUGUUACGCAACCGAGAUUCUCGUUCGACUUUCGUUCCACCCACGCGAACGUAAUAAGAGGAUCCUCCGGGAUUCAGUUGUUGUUCUCAUAUCACUAAGAUCUAAACGUAUAACGAUGUAUACUAUAUUAAAAUACAUAUUAUAACAAUGGCUGACAGCCCGAAAUCAAAAUGCAAAAUAUAAUGCGCGGCGGACAUUGGGACGACGAUGGAGGCUCCCUUCCUCGCAUUGCGGGCCCUUUUCAAUGUUCGCCGAUGUUUAGUGCCCUCCCGUUCCCUCGACACUUGUAUCCCCUCCCAGCCCCUUUUCAACCGUUUUCUUGCACUGUAAUCAAAACGAGUGUAAUUUAUCAAAGUGUCUAAUCAAACCUAACUAGUAUCCUUAAUCGUACUAUUCGUGAAGCUGGAUACAGGCGAAAUGGGAAUCAAAACGUCGCUUCUUCCGAUAAUUUUACGAGAUUAAAAAGAAAGCAAAACGUCGCUUUACUUUUCCUUUUACCAUUUUAUCUCAAACGGUAUAAGAAAAUCAAAAUUUUCGGCGAAAAUACUAAUAAAGUAUUUUUAGAGAGGAUAUUUUCUUUCCUUCAAAAAGAAAAGGGAUAAUCAAACAGAAAUCGAUGCUCGCCAUACAGACGCUUUAGAUGUUAUCUCAGCGAAAAAUUCCGAAUGUCGGACAUUAUUUUUCUUUAACAUGCUGCGUCGUCGCUGCAGCAUAACAGUGCUGUUGAAUUCUAAACGGCAACAGAGUCAACAAUCAGCUGCAUUAUGCAGCGCGUAUUGUUACGUUGUUGCUGUUAGCAUUGAACGUUAAUACUCGUUGGCACAUGGCCGUGGAAAGAUCUUUGAUCUUUCCACGGUAACAUCAAAAUGCGAGUAAUUAAUUUUAUGGAAAUAUCGACAGGGCGGUGUUCUGUCUGCAUCCAGCGCGUUUACGAAACCUCCUCUCCGCAUUGUGUGACCGUUUAGAAUAGGGCUUUCGACAUACGUGUGUUUUACCCUCCACUAUGCAUACACUGCGUACAUAAAGAGAACACGUUUUAGAUACAUUGUUAGGAAAUAUCGAAUAAUUUCUCGCGACACACCAUAAUUCCGACGAUUUUUUUCGCAGCACCCCGAGUGAAGUGAAGCGAAAUGCUUCUUCGAAAUAUUUUAUCGCAAUGAUUCGUUCGAGUCGAUUUCGUUGUCGUUUUCUCGCGCAUCUGCUCGCGAAUUAAAUUCACAUCCGUAAGGAAGAUUGAAUUCUCCGAAAGUUUACCGAACAGUCCAUAUCGCGAAAAUUUGCAGGGUACCUCCGGUAAGAUCUAGAAAAAGAUCCCUCUUCGUUCUGUGUUUUUUAAAUAAGCGAGAAAACUCUUCGCGGAUUUUCCGGGCAGAGAUAUUUUGCGGCCGAGUGAUUUUUCCGAAUUUCCCCGGAGAAUUUUUCGGCGAAGUUUUAGCGUCAUCAUUUUCCACGUCCGAGCAAAUGUAACCUUCCCGAGGCGGAAGCUUUGAGAUACUCCGCGUAAUCGCGAGAUAUAUUUUCCGGCAGUUUGGAGUCUCUAAAUAUAUCCGACAUCUUGCGGAAAACUUUUGUAUCUAUUUAUCCGUUUUACGGCACACUCGUGUAAAAAUAUUUGUAACCUUAUAUUCGUAUCGUAAACCGCGAAUUAUAUAUAUGUGACCAAAGUAAAAAGAGCAAAAAAGAGGGAUUAAUCUAUAAAUCUAUAGAAUUUAUCUAUGGAUGGCGACGUCGCGAGUGUGAGGUUCAAUCGAAGACUAUGAUAUCCAAGAAGGUCUAAAUGCCAACGAUAAUUAUUUUUGUUGCUCGCGUAAAAUCACCGGGUCAAUUUGUCGAGCGCGACCAAUGAACGAUUUGUACCGUAAUUAUCGCGAUAUUGCUUGUUGUAAUUAUGAGUCCUGCCGUAAUUGAAUUAUAUUUUAAUCGAGUUUCACGAUAACGGAAUUUGCUCGUGAUCGAAGUUUAUUGCAGUUAAAUUGUGUCGGUGUGCCCACAUGCUGUACGUGUUGUACAUUAAGUAACGACCUAUUUUACGCGCGUUCAUUGUGCACGAAUGCUAACUUGCAAAAUAGAUGAGUUUCCAUCUUGGCUUUACCGCGGAUGAACUAUAAUGAUUGACGCGUAGACCGUUCCGAUCUUACGAUCUUCAAUUCUCUCAUUAUCUAUAUCGAUAAUCGGACUGGUCAUUAUAAUAUUUAUAGCUCGCUCUCAUCGUGCGAUUUUCCGCACGUCGUCGCUCGUGAAUCAGCGGUCGCGAUCGCACGAGGCUCACCGAGAAGCUUCUUCUUGCAGCAGCUUUGACCCCCGGUAACGUCUCUAAUUAUGUACAAUAUCCAAAUUACACUCCUUUUCUCUAAUUGCAAAAAAGGAGAGGUAUUUUAGGAAGUUAAUUAAAAAGAUUUUAAAUUGUGGAAGAAGGGGUGAGACAAAAGAGGCACGCGCAACAUCGCGCGCUUGAUAUUUUUCGAGUAGAUUUUCCACGUCGCGUCGGAAACAAGGAAUAUUCUAAUUAGAAAGAUAUCCGCGAGUGCGUCCGCGAGAGAAUCGCGCGAUGCGAGCGAGUCAUUCUCCACGAUAUCGCGCUGUUGUAACGGGGAGGUCCCCCGGGAUUAUCGCCGGGCCCCAUCGCCUCCUCCCGGCGCGGCUGAUAUUUUUUAACGCGACAGCGAACUUUCUUAGACCAAUUACCGUGUAACGCGCGUGUAUAAGAUGGACUUAUUAAGAUAUAUUUACCGUAUAACGCUAAAAAACAUAAAAAACAAACCGUACGUGUAGCGACGGAAUAAAGCUAUACUCGAUAUGCAAUGUCUCUGAAUUGAAGAAUAAUAGCAAGCGUGCUCGCCUUUUCGACGAAAUUAGGAGAGUGCCAAAUAGAUUUUGAAAGUUUAUACGCGUACGUGUGUAGGUAUGUGUGUAUGCUUCUGUAUAUGUAUGUAUGUAUGUAUUGCAUGAGCGAAAAUGGGCAUGAAUGAGUACGCACAAUUGUGCGCGUUUACGUAUGCGCGUUUUUGUCACGUUUUUACAGCGUGCUGAGUGCAAAGUUUUGUGAGAAAGAGGGAUGGAGCAGUGCUCUCGUUCGCUGAAUUGAUCGUCAUCGAGUGUUUAAUUCAACAUUUCUCCUUGUUGAAAAAUUCACGCUGCUGAACGAUUCGUCAUUUAUUCAUUUUCCCCGCGAGAUGUUCAAUUAACGAUAUUUUUGCUAUCGAAAUGUAUGAUUUCCCCGGUGAGCGCAUUACGUUCCUCGAUUGCAAUUAUGUUGCACUAAGCUCUCUGUAGCGAAUGCAGCGAUUAGCAUAGAUUGACGAGAGAGCAUGAGAGCAUGAGAGCGAGCGAGCGAGAGCGAGAGCGAGAGAGAGAGAGAGAGAGAGAGAGAGAGAGAGAGAGAGAGAGAGAGAGAGAGAAGUUACGUUUUAAGGCUUAGAAAUACCGUAAGUGGAACGUGGAAGGAGAGAUAUACACGAUGUAAUACGCGAUACAGGAUUCGUAGAGCUAAAGAUCACUUCAGCGAAAAAUAGCCACUUAUCGUCUAAGUAUAAAAUAACGAACGCGUAUACAGAUGUCGUACAUGAGAGAUCUACCGAAUGUGUUUUAAAGAACGUGUAUAUGGUAGACUUACUUAAUUGUACUAGUACUGUAACGUGACCCUUUUAAUGGCCCUUCGACGUUUCGUGAAAUCUACCGGACGUAACGGAAACGCGAUUCGAUGCUCUCGAUCGUUCAAUGUCGGUAUCGGUUUUACUUUAUAAGGUCGGCUGAAUAUUUUUACGUGCUAAUUAUACGUUAAACUUCGAUCGUCACCUCAACGAUUUUCUUCCUUAAUUUUCCGUUGGCCCACUCGGCAGAGUGGAGUGUCGCGCGAUCGAAAACGUCGCGCGUCCGAGUUUGCUUGACGAACGAUGAAAUGUCUGCACCGUCGGUAUCUUGAUUUCAUGCGCUGCGAAUUAAUUGCAGCGACCAUCGGGGGGCCAUUAAUAUACUACGAGAUACUAAACGCAUAUGGAUAAGUGUACUAUAACUGCGUUAAUUGCGGGGAUUCCAGCUGAUUUCUAGCGAGGAAACCCGAGACUCUACUGAUCGUCGCUCCUAAUUAAGUGUGUUUGCAGAUUUGCAGAUGAUAUUCUCGACCAAUCUAUUUGUCUAUAAUCAUCGCAUUACUACGGUGUCUGUCUUGUCUGAUAUCACAUGUACGCUCACGUGACACGCACGAAUGUCUCACACAAAUGCAAGAAAGAAAGAAAGAAAGAAAGAAGGAAGGAAAGAAGGAAAGAAAGAAAGAACGGAAUCUAACGUUUUGAUCCACUCUUCUUCUAUACGCGUCAGGCGCACAUAAUAUAUACAUUUUACACGAUACACAUAUAUCCGCUUUGUAUUAAUGGUAAGCGCUUCGGGUGCAUAUCGAGAAUAAGUCGUAUAUAGAUGUAACGUUUUUACGAAGAAAUAUAUUUUGGCAAAUUCUUCGUGGGCGAGUUCAGAGAAAAAGAAACCUUCUGAGGAAACCGACACUCCUCGAGACCGCUCAUUUCUUUACGACGAGACGUGUUUGUACGGGGUGUCUCUCUUUCUGUCUCGAGAUGAGGUCUUCGUAGAAGCGGACGAAUCCAAAACCACCGACGGCGAUCUAUUCUCAUCAUUUCCUAAGUCGCAAUGACUUCUUCCAAGGUGUAAUUAUUUGAUUUUUCAUUUUCAUCAUUGUUUGUCUUUUUUGUUUGACAUCAACCUGUCGGAUUAGAGAGUAGAGGAAGUUCAUCUCUGUUGGAUUUAAUAAUACAAAUAUUCGUCGGCAUGUCGUUUCUUGUAAUGAGAUUCUUUUCAGCACGAUUGCGAGAGUAAUGACAAAACUGAACGCGAAAUUGCUCGGGGAAUUUGUUGCUGAUAGAGGGACACUCCGUGUGAAACUUCGAAAUUUAUUAUCAGUCACCCCCCGCGUGUGCACUCAUCGUUCGUUUCAUUCAGCGAAAUGAAGUGACUCCUUUUAUCUAGAGACUCGAUGUAUAGUAUCAAGUGUAUAGACGGUAUCGUUAGUUCGGCUAGCUUUUGCGUACUUUGUAAAAUGCGCGCUGUAAUAAACAUCGGCGACUUGGUGAGCGUGCGAUUCAACGAGGCGUAUCGGCAGAACAGCGCGCAAGAAUCUGUUGAAUUGCGCCAGUCUCGGCGGGCGAUUGAAGUAUACGAGAGAUAGAUUCCUUUCAUGCAUAAAGAACGUAUUUUCGAAAUUUCGGAAAAUGGAGGAUUAAUUCUACAAUCGUGUUAAUCGCCGCUAUCGAGUUAUAUUAUCGAGGGAAAAAUUUCAAUUCUAUCGCAAUGACGAUAAGUUACGUUGGCCAAUAAUUCUCAUGAUUUUUAUAAUCUAUGUGCAAAUUCCUUGGAACACAUUCGUCGUGGAAAAUUAAUUACUACAUACUCAUAAUUUUGUCGUGCUGGGAUGAUUUCAACGAAAAUUAUGUUUGACGUGUCGCUCCGAUACAGCGUUGAAUCGUCGAGGCACGAUCUCGCGCGAAAUUUAUUAUAUACGCGCGUUUCCGACUCGACUGGAUCUGUAAUGAAUUAGAGAAUAAUCGUUGUUACGCACCCGCUUUCCCCACUUCUCUCGUCUGUUGAUGCCAUUAAUCGCUAGUCGCCGUAGCGUAUAGUCACGUGCAAGAAAAUUAACACUGUUGUGAAGUUUGUAUGUUUCGUUACAGUCGAAUCGCGAGGGCCGCAUCCGAUCCCUUUUGUUUCUCCGCGAAGUCUCGCCUCGUCGCGAUUUCAUCAACAUCGGUACACUUGUCAAAAUGCGAAGAAAACGAGGGAAAAGUUUUUAAACUCUGUAGACGACGACGUACGCGUAUGUACGAGCCUUUGAAUAAUUUCUCGACUUGCAUGAGAACGCGUAUAACUCAGAUAUUACUACUUCCACAUGUAUAUGUAUAUUUUUCUUCGGAGUAACACGUGCCGUUUGUAAAGCGCGCAGUACAGCAAGUCCAUUCACGAGAAUUCCAUUCGCAAGUUUCAAUCUCCGAGAGCGUAUAUGCGUGUCAAAGUAAAUCUCGAAUAUCCGGCCUCCGGGUGAAAUCCUCUCUUUCAAGGAUACGGCAUUAGAAAACUGCGUCCAUUAGCAGUGCGAUUCUCGCGACUCGACGACGGUAACGGCUUUAUGUCUGAACAAGUGUUCAAUAGUAAACGAUUAGUCUUAGUAGAAGUCAUGCUAGAUUAGCGAGACGUAACAAAUGCUAGAUGUCAUAGCGUUACACACUAUAGUUACUCCACCGACCCUCCUAUUUAUCGCACCCCGUGUGAGUUUCUCCCGCCGGAGGGAGAGAUAGUUGGUAGCGACAUUAUAUGUUAGGCUAGUACACCAAACUGUACUUAGAACCUAGUCAAAAUCAGUUUGACGGAAAAGUGUAUGCCGCAAUAACGCUCUGAUUUCGUUCGAUGUGUCUUUGUUAUCGUGAAAGAGGCAUUACUCGUUUAUUGGCUGUUAUAAGCUUUGUUAAUAAAAUAUUAUGAAAUUUUACAUGAA